AUGACUCCAGCUCCAUCUGUGCUCGCGGCGCUGGCUUCGGCUUGUGUCAAGACCGAUCCCUCCACGUUGUCAAAUACGUCAGCGCCGAAUCAGGCCGGUGUCAUCGUCCUCUCUGACGACGAAGACGAAGACGAGGAACUCCUCCCCAAUCCCGUCCCCAUCUCCGCCCCCACCGCCAACACCGCUGCUGCUGUUGAAGGGGCCAAUGAAGGCAACGAUGAUGACAGCGACGACGGGAUCGAAUUUCUCGGCUCUUCAGGCCCUUUGUCUGCUAUCCUCAACGCGCAACCUCGCAAUGUUUCCGCUCAAGCACUCAGUCGUGUCGCUACACGUGUGACCUCCUCGAAUCGGAUCACACUGGGCAAAAGGCGAGCGACUGACGAGGGCACAGCGGAUGGAGGCUGGGGCAAAAUGGUGAAAAGUCUUCCUGCUCAAUUCUACACCAGUUCUGUCCGUGGUGCCGGUACUUCUUCUGAUGCUGCUGCUUCGACGAAGGCGAAGGAAGGCGUCAAGACAGAGCCUCUUGCUCCCUCAGUACCCAUUGCUGCCGCGUCGACCGAAGGCCGGAUCAGCGAGUGGACUGUCACCGCUACAGCCGCUGUCGAACCGUGGCGACCGCCAACACCACCGCACUCGACCUCUUCGGGUUCUUCCAGCUCGAUGCCGAACCGAUUCGAAUGCAACCUGGGCGACCACGCGCGGAGGGCACUUGGUGCGAAAGAGUACCGCAAACAGAACAUCUGGGUCGAUCCCGACUUUUCGCUUGACAAUCUACCCUUCUCCAUCGAAGAAGUCCCGUCGUUUGAGCGCGGGUCGUGGCUGGGAUUGGGCACGCAUCGGUACGUGGUGGUAUCGGACAUCUACCCACGUACACAGGAGGCGGAGCGCGAGCGGGCGCGGGAAGUCAAGGCGAAGCUGCUGGGGAUGUUCAAGCAGCGAGAGUGGGGGGAGGGGGAGGAGCCGGAAGUGUCGUUUCCCUAUAUACAGAGGAUCGAUCACGACUUUGUGGACGUCAAACUGUUUACGCACCACCAUCACCUGUUGGCUCGUACGCCAGCGCACCACCUGCACUUCGAAAGACAGCCCUUCAUCGCCUUCCUCCAUGGCGCGUUCGUUGACGCCUCCCAGUGGCUCAUCCUGCAAUUCACGCAUCCAACGAUUGCCAAGCAUCAAAACGAACCCCUAUCACUCGACGAACAAGCGGAUCUGCUGGCGUUCGGCAAAACCGCCCUGAUCGCCGUCGCCCACCACCCGCGCCUCAAGCGCAUUGCCACUCCCCUCAGCCUCUGGCUCCUCCCCACAGGCUACCCGCACAACGACCAGCUCGCCGCCGCCCACAACUGGACCAGCACUCCCGAAUACACCCUACUCCUCAAACGCAUCCCCUGCUCUCCCGAUGUACACCUGCCCUCCCACAUCGAGGUGCGCGACCCCGGUCAACGCGCCAAAGGAGGCGCGCAUGGUUACAAGCGCUGGAUCAAGCUCUGGUGGGACGGCAGGCACAUCGACCUGUGCAACUACUGCAAGAACGCCGACGACGGACACACCAACGCCCAAUGCCCCAACGAGCGCAGAUGCGAUACAGGCAAGCCGAGAGCCGUCAAGUACCGCCCCGCCGUAUACUAG
Molecule: messenger RNA, 1626 nt
Organism: Sporisorium graminicola
Lineage: Eukaryota; Fungi; Basidiomycota; Ustilaginomycetes; Ustilaginales; Ustilaginaceae
Exons: 1
Coding region: 1-1626 (541 amino acids)
Source: RefSeq, a predicted model, not a curated record